Messenger RNA from Naegleria gruberi, 2300 nucleotides. RefSeq names its product translation initiation factor IF-2. Gene Ontology annotation, molecular function: translation initiation factor activity; GTPase activity; GTP binding. Lineage: Eukaryota; Heterolobosea; Eutetramitea; Acrasida; Naegleriidae. The transcript is spliced from 2 exons. The record is from RefSeq and is a predicted model, not a curated record. Gene Ontology annotation, biological process: translational initiation. Bases 71 to 2263 code for a protein of 730 amino acids.
ACACAAACAACAAAUUGUUCGCUCUACGUGGAAUUGGCUGUUGACCAAUCAGCAACAACAACAACAUCAAAUGAUCAACAGUAGCAAUACAACUAGUUUGGGUGGGAAUAAUUAUCGUCAUCAUCACGUUGUUUUGGGUAACGGAAUGUCCCAAAGGGCUUUAAAAUUAUUUAUUCAACAAGAACUAUUAAAAAGCAAAUUAAUGCAACAAAGGGUGAUGAAUUAUCAUACUUGUUCAAUUCAAAAUAACGAAGAAAAGAAGAAAUCAUAUAAAAAAAGAAAGGGAUCCGAGGAUGAUGAAGAAGUAUUCUUCCGUACAAGAAAAACCUAUAUUGAAUUCGAGUUAAAAGCUCCUAUGAGUGCAAGAGAGUUGGCACAAAAAUUAGAUAUAUCUCCCCAUGAAAUUAUUAAACAUUUACCUAAAGGAUAUACUAUGGAAGAUGUGAUAUCUAUUGAUACAAUUGAAAAUAUGUGUUUGGAACAUUUAAAAUCAAUACCUAUCCGAACAAAACCUAAAAUUCUAUCAGAAUCAGAUUUGAAAUUAUUGGCAAAACUUGAAGAUAAUUCACCACCAUCAGCAAGUGAAAUGAAAAAGUCUGAGAAGGAAUAUGCCAAGCUUUUUAAACCAAAGGCACCUGUUGUCACAAUUAUGGGUCACGUCGAUCAUGGUAAAACAACACUUCUCGAUAAAUUGAGAAAUACUAAUCUUGUUGAUAAGGAAUUCGGAGGUAUUACACAACAUAUUGGUGCCUUCCAAGUCAAGUUAGAAUCAGUUGCCAAACCAAUCACAUUUAUCGAUACACCUGGCCAUGAGGCUUUUACUUCAAUGAGAUCUUGUGGAGCUCAAGUUACAGAUAUCAUUGUACUUGUAGUUGCUGCUGAUGAUGGUGUAAUGCCUCAAACUAGGGAAGUUAUUAAACAUGCAAGAGAAGCCAACGUUCCAAUGAUUGUUGCCAUUAACAAGAUUGAUAAACCUAAUGCUGAUGUGGAAAUGGUCGAAAGACACUUGAUGAAUGAAGGAAUUGUUUCUGAAGAAAAGGGAGGAGAUACUCAAUUUAUUCCAAUUUCUGCUCUCAAAGGAAAAGGUCUCAAGGAUCUUAUUGAAGCAAUUGGUUUGCAAGCUGAAAUGUUGGAAUUGAAGGCAAUGGUUGACAAUGUUCCAAUGCAAGGUACAGUUAUUGAAUGUAAGGUGUUGCACGGAUUUGGUAUUUCAGCAACCUGUAUUGUUCGUAGAGGUGCACUGAAGGUUGGUAAAUGGGUAGUUUCUGGUCUUGCCUAUGGUAAAGUUAAGAGUUUGAGAGAUCCGAAUUUGAAGGAAGUUAAGGUUGCAAAUCCAGCCGAUCCAGUGGAAAUUGUUGGUUUUAACAGUAUGCCAAAGGCUGGAGAUAAAGUUAUCGAGGUUGAUUCUGAAGAAACAGCAAAGAGAAUCGCUGAAGACAAGAAGGCAAAGAAGUUUGAAGAAAAAAUGAUUGAAAUGGAAAAGAGAGCAAGUUUAACUGAAGGAGUUGAAGGUGAAAAGGCUCAAGAAGAAAAAGUUGAAGAGGAGAAGAAGUAUAUUUUACCAAUUAUUUUGAAGACUGAUGUUGUUGGUACUAUUGACGCUUUUUCUGAAAUUAUUUCAUCCUUCCCAACUGAAAUUGCUCAAAUUCAAAUUAUCAAACAAACUGUUGGUCCAGUAUCGACAGCUGAUAUUCAACUUGCAAAGGUUGUUGAAGGAACUCAAAUUAUUGCUAUGAAUGCUAAAGUUGCUCCAAAUAUUUCAAUUGAUGCCAAAUCUAACAAUAUUAAUAUUGCUCAAUUUAAGGUUAUUUAUCACUUGAUUGAUUAUUUGAAAUUGGAAUUAACAAAAUUAAUUCCACCAGUGUACGAGGAUGUAGUUAUUGGAGAAGCUAUCUGUAAAGAGCCAUUCACAUUCCAAGACAAAUCUUCAUCAGGAAAAAAGAGUCUUAUCAAUAUUGCUGGUUGUGCUGUUACCAAAGGUUCAAUUUUGGCAAAGGUUGAAAAGGGAGAUUUUUACAGAGUUAUUAGAGAUGGUGCUACUAGUCUUGAAAAGACUGCAAUCAAUUCAUUGUUCCACUUUAAGGACCAAGUUAAAGAAGUGAAGAAGGGUUCUGAUUGUGGUAUUUCAUUGGAUCACUACAAGGAUAUCCAAUCUGGGGAUGUUAUUCAACUAAUUUCAAAGAAGGAGAAGCUUAUGACAUUUGAGGAAUUAGUUCAAGAAUCUGAAAAGAGAAAGUUCAGAUUCGCAAAAAAGAAAUACUAAGUUUUGAGAGGCGUAUUAAAUAUUAAUAAUUUUUUUU